AUCAUCAGCUGAUAAUAGUGAAGUUCGGCAGCAGGACGUGAAGACUGCCGAAGUAUGCGUACCUAACAUGAUACUUUGAUAGGUUACAUUUGAAUAAAGGAAGAACGGUAUUGAUCGGUAUAUUACGUAUUCUAUGUUACAGUUCUAUGAUGACCGAAAACAACGAGGAGAAGAAACUUCCGGAAAAUGAAGUGGAAUACGAGUUUUCAACGCCGGAUAAGCAGGAGGCGCGGGCUUUUCUGCGCGAACGAUUCCUGCGCGUUAUGACCGGAGUUAUUGGUAAACAGGCGAAAUUUCACAUGCACGAGAAUACAAAAGUCAACGCAGAAUUUCGCGGAUGCGACGUAGACUGCUUGGAGAUAUUUGCCAGGAACCUGGAAACUCCUUUGGGCAAAGUGCCUGAAGCUAUUUUGAGAGCAACAGACGUCAUUUGCAUUGAAAUUAAUGGAAUAACAACUCAAUCAUAAACAAUAUUUUAAGAUAAAGACUGGAAACAA
Messenger RNA from Diprion similis, 497 nucleotides. RefSeq names its product gem-associated protein 7-like. The transcript is spliced from 2 exons. Gene Ontology annotation, biological process: spliceosomal snRNP assembly. The record is from RefSeq and is a predicted model, not a curated record. The coding region runs from base 147 to 467 and encodes 106 amino acids. Gene Ontology annotation, cellular component: SMN-Sm protein complex. NCBI's taxonomy places the organism in Eukaryota, Metazoa, Arthropoda, Insecta, Hymenoptera, Diprionidae.